GCGGAGCGCGCGCCGACACCGUCCCCGUCCGCUCCCCACACGCCCACGAUGAGCACCUCCUGGCUCUCCAUGAAGAAGGACGACCUCCGGGUCAACCCGAAAGCCACGAAGUUCCUGUCGUCGCUCGGCGACCAGCCGCUGCACCUCGUGAGCGUCUUCGGCGCCGCGCGCCAGGGCAAGUCGUUCCUCAUGAACGCGCUGAGCGGCAUGGACGGCGUCUUCAAGGUGUCGAACGCGCUCGAGCCGUGCACGCAGGGCAUCGACGUGUCGACGUCGACGCUGUCGCUCGAGAAGUUCCGCGCCGUCGGCGGCGGCGGCGCGCCCGCGGCGGGCGGCGGCCUCCUGAGCUGGCUGCCGGGCUGGGGCCCCGCGGCGCCGCCGGAGGCGGCGUCCGGGGGCGACGACCUCGUGGGCUUCUGCGACGCCGAGGGCCAGGGCGACCGCGACGUCCGCUACGACGCGCGCCUCGUCUGCCCCGCGCUCCUCGCGUCGCGCUGCGUCAUCUUCAACUGGAAGGACUCGCUCCAGAAGGACCGCAUCCUGAACCAGCUCGGCGUCAUGGUCCGCGCCGCCGAGGGCGUCGCGGACUCGGGCUCGGGCCCCGUCUUCGGCCACCUCCACGUCGUCUUCCGCGACUGGACGUUCGAGGACGACGACGCGGCCAAGGUCAAGGCGUCGAUCUUCGGCCUCGAGGCCGGCGGGAAGCGCGGCGCCGCGUCGCCGGAUGCCGUGCAGCGCGACGAGAUCCGCCGGGCGCUCGAGAAGGCCUUUGCGUCCGUCGACGUCCACCUCUUCCCGCCGCCCGUCGACAACAUCUCGCAGCUCGUCAAGAAGGGCGGCGUGCGCAGGGACGAGCUCGCGCCGGCCUUCGUGGACCGCCUCGAUGGAUUACGCUCCGCGAUCGUGCGCCAGCUGGCGUGCCGGUCGGACACGGCGCUCCUCCGCGCGGACGCGCCGGCGUCGGCGCGGCGCCUCGGCGCCGUCGUGCCCGAGCUCGCCGCGGCGCUCAACGCGGAUGACUGUGUGCUGCCGCGGAGCGCCUACGCGGCCAUCGUCGACGCGGAAGUUUCUGCGCUCGCGGAGUCGCUCGAGGCCGACGGCCUCGCGGCGGUGGACGCGUUCGAUGACGCGCCCUUCUUCGCCGGGAGCAGCCCGGACUUUGUCGGGCUCCGCGGCGCGCUCGACGCCAUCGUCGACGACGCCGUGCGCACGCUCGCGGCCAAGGUCGCGUCGGAGAAGGCGCUGUCGCCCGCGACGCGGGAGUCGCUCGCGCCCCGGCUCCGGGCCGCGCUCGGUCGCGCCGCGGACGCCGCCGCGGAGCGGUCGCGCUCCGCGCGGGCCGCGCGCGCGGAGGCGGCCGCGGCGGGCACGCGCGCCGACGCGCUCGAGGGCUUCCUCGCCGUCGCGGCGUCGGCCUUCGACGAGGUCCUCGGCGGCGCGCGCGCGGGCGCGUCCGACGCGGAGCUGCGCGUGGCGCUCGACGCGGAGCUCGGCGCGGCCGCGUCCGCGGCCAUGCGCGCCUACGUGCGCGCCGACGAGCGCGCGCGCCUCUUCGCGCGCGACGCCGCCGCGGCGCGGCGCGAGGCGGACCUGCGCCUCGACGCGCUCCGGGGCAAGUGCGACGCGGCCGUCGCGCGCGCGAACGCGGACGCGGACCGCCGCCUCGAGGCCCGCGCGGCGGAGCUGCGCCGCCUCGCGGCCGUCGAGGAGGCAAAGCGACGAGCCGCCGAGGAGCGGCGGGCCGAGGCCGAGGCCGCCGCGCGGGCCGAGGCCGAGGCCGCCGCGCGGGCCAAGGCCGCCGCGGACGCCAAGGCCCGGGCCGCCGCCGAGGCCAAGGCCAAGGCCGCCGCCGAGAAAAAGGCCGCCGAGGCCCGCGCCGCCGCGGACGCGAAAGCCGCCAAGGCCAAGGCCGCCGCCGAGGCCAAGGCCGCCAAGGCGCAGGCCGCCGCGGACGCGAAGGCCGCCGCGGACGCCGAGGCCGCCGCCAAGGCCGCCAAGCCCAAGGCGCCGGCGAAGCGCAAGAGCGUGAGCUCCUCGGCGAAGAAGUCGUCGAAGAAGCCCAAGAUGACCCGCGACGAGGCCCAGGCGGCCGCGCGUCAGGCCAUGGCCGAGCGCGCGGAGCAGCGCAUCAACGCGAACCGCGCCAACCCACCGGCCGUCGCCGCGACGGCCGGGCCGCCGAAGCAGAAGAAGAAGAAGCCGAGCAAGAUCGCCAUGGUGCGCAUGGGCUACGAGCAAUUGGUGUGCACCGUCGUGCGGCCGCCGCGCGUGUCCUACGGCGUCGAGGACCUGGGCAUGCCCUGCAAGCGCGUCAACGGUGCGUUCGUGGAGCGCGUGGACUUCGAGGUGGCCAACGACCGAGGGGAGACGCUGCGGUGCUCGCGGUGGGCGCCGAACCCGGCGACGCGGCGCCACAUCCUCUACCUGCACAGCAACUCGAGCUGCCGCCUCGCCGUCGUGCGGAGCCCGCUGCUCGCGACGGCGGCGUCCCUGGGCGCGACGCUCGUGGCCUUCGACUUCGCGGGCUGCGGCAUCAGCGACGGCGACGUCGUCACGCUCGGCAUCCACGAGCGCGCGGACGUCGCGAAGCUCAUCGCGACGAUCAAGGCGCGGGACCCGGCGGCCCAGAUCGUGCUCUGGGGCCGGUCCAUGGGCGCGGCGUCGGCGCUCCUGUACUGCGAGGCCUACGACGACCCCGCGGUGUCCGCGCUCGUCCUCGACAGCCCGUUCCUGUUCCUCAGCCUCAAGACGCUCGCGGACGACGUCGUCAAGCGCGUGGCCCCGAAGGCGCCGCGCUGCGGCGUGGCGUGCUUGCUGUGCUGCCUGAAGCGGAGCGUCAAGUCGCGCACGGGCGGCGUCGACGUCAUGAAGGUGUCCUGCGAGCCCGCGGCGAGGAAGGCGACGCGGCCCGCGCUCUUCGUGUCGGGCGUCCGCGACGUGCUCGCGCCGCCGAAGACGCACGGCGAGCCGCUGGAGCGGGCCUACGCGGCGCCGUCGAAGCUGCUCACCUUCGACGGCGAGCACAACUCGCCGCGGCCCCGGUGGAUCUACGAGGAGACGCGCGCGUUCCUGCUCGCGGCCUUCGCGCCGGACCUGGAGCCCCUGCGCCGCGCGCUCGAGGACGCCCCGGCGCCCGCGGGCGCCGACGCGCCCCUCGUCUGUAUCGUCUGCGCGGCGCUCAUCUUCUCCUCGAACAUGACCAGACCCUGCGACGACGGCGCGUCCUUCGAAGCGCCCUGGGACUUGGUGUACUGCCGGGCCAGGAAGACGGAGAUGGCGGCCUUGACGCGCUUGCGGCGCAUCUGCACGGCGCGGGCGCAGCGCACGGCGAGCUUCGGGAACUCGCGGACGGCGUGCUCCAUGUUCUCGAAGCCGAGCGCGAAGAGCUCGGAGUAG
Molecule: messenger RNA, 3396 nt
Organism: Aureococcus anophagefferens
Lineage: Eukaryota; Pelagophyceae; Pelagomonadales; Pelagomonadaceae
Exons: 5
Coding region: 49-3396 (1115 amino acids)
Molecular function (GO): GTPase activity; GTP binding
Source: RefSeq, a predicted model, not a curated record